GAACAUCCUCCGUCACGCAAAAGUAAAAUCAGCGUUAUACCAGAACCACUGCACAUUCCCCACCGCUUUUCCAAACAUUCUUGAACCCAACCGCCCACCCCGUCUCACCGGCGGCCACUGCUAUCGAUCACCGUCGGCCACCUCCAAACGACUUAUGCACGCACAACACAAACACACACACACUCUCUCGCUCUUUCUCUCUCUCUGUCUCUUGAAUUCUCACUGCCUCGCAGAUAAACAGAGUAAACCCUAAUCCAAACCCACAAUUUCUACCUUUCGUCACCACCAGUAAGCUUACAAUCAUCCCUACCCACAACCAUCAACCCUAACCCCCAAAUUAUCUCUCCCUCACUGAUAAGUAAGAUAUAUAUACGAUAAUUUUGAAAAUUUUUGUUGGUUAUAUUAGACUUUGAAUUUGUUUGCAAUUUCAUCGCUUCCGUUUGAACCUAACCCCCGCAGUUGCCACGAACACGAAUAGCCAUACACCCCAAGUGCUUGAUUGAACGAGGUUUUCAGGUAGGUAAUGGCGACCACAUCAGUUUCCCAUGGUCACGAGGAGGAUGCAGAACAGUAUGUAUUGCUUGAUCUGGAGGGUGUUUCUGGGCAAGUCCACAUUCCACCGAAUGCACCAUAUGUUCUAUCUGGCCUGGACACGUUGAACCCAAUAUUGACUAUUGAUAACAAAUUGAAGCUGAUUGGAGAAUACGAAGAAACAAUUGGGACAUGUUUGGUUUUCAGUGAGAGUGAUGCCGCUCCUGUGUUUCAUGAGGAGACAGGACCAUCUGAAGCCAACCUUUUCUCAGGCAAAUGCAUUGUAGACCCCAAGCAAACUUCAGCCAAGCAGGUCAACCCAGUUACAUCUCUUCAUAAGAUUCUUAAGUUCAGAUUAAUGUCGGAAGCUGCGAUUGAGGAUGCAGCCACCAAACAGAGUAAUAGUUUGUGA
Molecule: messenger RNA, 943 nt
Organism: Ilex paraguariensis (yerba mate)
Lineage: Eukaryota; Viridiplantae; Streptophyta; Magnoliopsida; Aquifoliales; Aquifoliaceae
Source: the annotation of a GenBank genome assembly